Messenger RNA from Chelonoidis abingdonii (Abingdon island giant tortoise), 2221 nucleotides. It is a transcript of the gene CENPN, whose product is annotated as centromere protein N. The record is from RefSeq and is a predicted model, not a curated record. Gene Ontology annotation, biological process: chromosome segregation; CENP-A containing chromatin assembly. Lineage: Eukaryota; Metazoa; Chordata; Testudines; Testudinidae. Gene Ontology annotation, cellular component: nucleoplasm.
AAGAGCGGGCAGUUUGGUGAGCCCGAAAAACGCUGCUCUGUCGACAUGUCCGCGAGCGGCCGGCGCCGUCGCGGCGCCCUUAACAGUGGCUUCACAAUGGAUGAGACAGUUGCUGAGUAUAUUAGAAGGACUGUGCUGAAAAUCCCACGCCAUGAAAUCAUGGAAAUGCUAACGAUGUGGGAAUUCCUCUCCAAGACGCAGCUGCAAACCAUUAACGUCCAUCAGAUAAAGGAAAAAAUUUCCCAAGAAGUGGUGGAGCUUUGUGAGGAAAACUCUGCAAGUAUCAAGCAAGCAGCCAUCCUAGACAUGAUUUACAACCACACCUAUCGGAACAAGAAAGUUUGGACUGUUUACCAAAUGACCAAAGCAGCGGGUGAAGAAACUGACUCUUUUAACUUGGCAGAUUUCAAAUACAAAUUUAAGAGAAGUCUUCGGUCAGCUCUGAAAAAUGUGACUAUCAACUUCAGAGAAUAUGAGGAUAAUGCAAUAUGGAUUCGAAUUGCUUGGGGAACACAGUAUACAAAACCAAACCAGUACAAAGCUACUUAUGUCGUGUAUCACUCGCAAACGCCCUAUGUCUUCAUUUCCAGUCUUAGGAGCAGCCUGCCUCUGCUUUGUCAGGCACUGGUUCAUGCUUCCAGUUACCAUGACAUCCAUGAAAUGGAGCUCCGAAGCCGUUGUAUAGACUCCCUUAAAGAUAUUGUGUUCAAGAGGUAUAGCCAGACUUUCCAAACAUAUCACCCAAGACCUCUACAAGAAAGAAAUGUUGCUCCAGAAAAAGUGGAUCCGAGAAUAAUUCAAGAAAAUAAAAGGGAAAAAGAGAGAAUUCAGCGUGUGAAUCAGGAGGUCUUUGGUGAGGGUCUCCAACCAAAAAUAGAAUUUGCACAAUAUAAGCUUGAAACAAUGUUUAAAGGUGAACCUGAAAUGGACAUUCUGACUGAAAAAGAACCAUUCAGAUGUGUAGUCAAAUUUUCCAGUCCCCAUCUUUUAGAAGCAUUGAAAUCCUUAGCACCAGCAGGUAUGGCUGAUGCACCUCUUUCACCAUUACUUACAUGCAUACCACAAAAAGCCAGGAACUAUUUUAAAAUUAAAGAGCGAAAAGGCAUACUUUCAGCAAGCUGUCUAGGCCCCUGACUUGUUUUUUACUGCAAAGAAUCAUUCGCAAAGAAUUGUAUAUAUAAUGUAUUUAACUACCAUGUUUAAUCAAAAGAGAAAUUUCAGAACCAUUUUUAAAACUAAUUUAUUCUUUGUUAAUCCCUUGUAUCAUUUUAAAUGAUAGUACUACCUUAAAUGUAAACUUUCUCCCUAUUGUUCAUUUUUAACAUGGGUUAGCCAAUGAGAUUGACUAAUGGCCUGUCAUCUAGCAGAUAGUUGAAUUUACUGUUUCAGCUAAUUAAACUAGGUCAUUGAAGUUCUUCUGUGGAUCAUAAUGUAUUUGGUGGAUGCACACAAAUUAGGGAACAGAUCUAAUCAGAAUGCAAUAAGUUAAGUAAUGUGGCAGAUUAGCAUUCUUUCACUGUACUAGCACCACUUAAUAAAACAGUUAAAUCUGUCGUCUCUGAUGCUAGAUAUUAAUUCUGAGUGAGAAUGUCAGGAGACCAAUAUACACUACUUGGAAAACUAACAUUCUAGCCUUACCUUGAUGAUUUCAUUUUCAACAGAAGACUUCCUUCCUAUGACAAUAUUCUAUUGUCAUGACUUCAUUGAUAGUGAGAUGCAUUUUUAAUGAGGUUUUAUUUUUUAAUGAGGUUUUGGGUUUCUGAUUCACUAGCAAAAGUUGGUAUCAGACAUUUGGUGCAUAUUUUUCAUAUCCUUAAAAUAGUGCUAAAUGUCUAAAACAGAUGUGAUACUUAAUGUACAAUAGGUUUUUAAUUAUUUAUUUUUAUCAAAAGACUGAGUAACUAGGUAGCUAAACAAUUAAAGAUAGUUACUUAAGUUUCCCCAUAAGAGUAAAAGACACUGAACCUUUCUGUUGAAGCAAAUUACAUUUUAGGAGUAAAUUAUAAAGAAGUAACACUCUUGAGAUUAAGGGCCUACAAAAUGCAUCAUUAGGGCUGUGCACAUAUCCCUAGUUAUUACAAAAUUUUUAAUCUAGUUGGUAAGGGAAAAAAAUUCUGACCACUAAGUGUGAGUUGCUGUUCAUGAUGUGUGUGUGAAAUAAGUUAGACGUGAGAGAUGCAAAACUCAAGUUAUAUACACUUACCUGAUAACAAAUACUAAC